ACCUUCAAUUUACGUAAUAAUUUCCUCUCGAUUAUGGCGAUCGGAUGAAACUGCGAUGAGCGCUAAACACAUUUAAAAAGAAGUAGACGCAGGAUUCGCAUAGGAUGAUUCAAGAUGGCAGACACUGCCGAGUUUAUAUUGAAGUUUUUGGAAGAAAACGGACGAGGAGACUCGUUAGAUUUGGCUAAGAAAUUAGGAGAAGAUCAUCAGAAAGUCGUCGGAGCUAUCAAGAGUUUGCAGGCUCUCGGAGAUGUGAUAUCCGCUCAGCAACAGAAUCAUAAGUACUGGGAGGUGACAGAAGAAGGGCAGGAAGUGAUUUCCAGAGGGAGUCACGAAGCUCUACUUUAUCAUACAGUACCCGAAGAUGGAAUAUCACAGAAGGAACUUAUGCAAAAAGUUCCAAAUGCAAAAGUGGGUUUUAGUAAAGCUAUGUCCGCGGGUUGGAUUCGUCUCGACAAAAAAGUAGACAAUGGUCCGAAGGUGUUUCGUAAAGUCAAUGACAUAGAGGAUGAAGUACAACAGCUGUUAAUUAAAAUCAAAGAAAUGAAGUUUGAUGAUGUUUCCGAUAACCUGAAACAAGAUUUAAAGAAAAGAAAACUUCUACAAGAAAUCACCAUAAAAAGUUACCAAAUAGACAAAGGAAGCUCAUUCAGCACUUCCAUCAUGAAACAGGAAACGGAUCUCACCUCUGAAAUGAUCUCCAGUGGAUCAUGGAAAGAAAAAUCCUUCAAGCCAUACAACUUUGAUGCCCUGGGCCUGCCACCUGACUGUGGACACCUCCACCCACUGAUGAAGGUUCGCUCGGAGUUUCGCCAGAUCUUCUUGGAAAUGGGUUUUGCAGAAAUGCCCACCAAUAAUUUUGUUGAGAGCUCAUUCUGGAAUUUUGAUGCCCUCUUUCAGCCACAGCAGCAUCCUGCAAGGGACGAACAUGACACAUUCUUUCUAUCUGGUAACUGUAGCUUUACUUUAGUUAAGUUUUUAACUGUAAAACAUAAAACUUGUAUGAAAAAUAUCUUUUAUUAAUUUUAUAAUGGCUUGGCUGGGAUUUGCCACUGUUCUUUCGUGCAUUCACCUUAAUUGCCAUUCCUAAAAUUUAAUAAUUCCAAAACAUCCUGCAAAGUUUCCUGUAUGCAUACUAUAUUGUUUUGUUAACAGAGCAAUGCUAUUCUGUAAACAAAACAAUAUUUCAUGUAAUUACAGAACAAUGUUGUUCUGAAAUGAUGACAUGUUGACAAAGUUUGAAGGGCUCCUUACAGGAGUUUUCUGUAUUUUUUGGGCAUAAAAUAAUGCUGUGAAACCAUUAUACAGUGGGUAAUCGG
Molecule: messenger RNA, 1319 nt
Organism: Centruroides sculpturatus (bark scorpion)
Lineage: Eukaryota; Metazoa; Arthropoda; Arachnida; Scorpiones; Buthidae
Product: phenylalanine--tRNA ligase alpha subunit-like
Exons: 8
Coding region: 115-1023 (302 amino acids)
Biological process (GO): phenylalanyl-tRNA aminoacylation
Cellular component (GO): cytosol; cytoplasm; phenylalanine-tRNA ligase complex
Molecular function (GO): ATP binding; phenylalanine-tRNA ligase activity; tRNA binding
Source: RefSeq, a predicted model, not a curated record